Messenger RNA from Erpetoichthys calabaricus (reedfish), 1410 nucleotides. It is a transcript of the gene ankrd63, whose product is annotated as uveal autoantigen with coiled-coil domains and ankyrin repeats. The coding region runs from base 76 to 1179 and encodes 367 amino acids. Gene Ontology annotation, molecular function: protein binding. The record is from RefSeq and is a predicted model, not a curated record. Lineage: Eukaryota; Metazoa; Chordata; Cladistia; Polypteriformes; Polypteridae. The transcript has a single exon.
UGCUCCAGCGAAGCUGCACUCCCGGCAAUGAGGACGCCACUCUGGCACCUGCCCGCAUACUCCGACUGAAAAGCCAUGCUGAGACCCAGGGACCUGUGCCAGGACUCCGGCACCAAGACCUUCUUGGAUGCCAUGCAAAAUGGGCAGGUGCACUUGGCACGCUUUGUCCUCGAUGCCAUGGAUGGCAGGAUAAUUAACUCCAAGACUGAGAACAACAAAACUCCUCUGAUGUACGCCGUCACUCUGCCCGAGGCUGGCAGCAGAAUGAAAUUUGCUCGGUUGCUUCUGGAGAAAGGAGCAGAUGUGAACUGCCAGGAUGAGCACGGCAGGACAGCACUGAGCCUGGCUUGUGAGAUGGGCCACCUGGACGUGGUCAAGCUGCUGGUGCAGUUCAGCGCCAACCCAGAAAUCACAGACGCCUGGGGGAACGGCGCCCUGGCAUACGCGUCCUGCGAGGGCCACACUCACAUCCUGGACUUCCUCGUCCGAGCUUUCAAGCGGCUGGGCAUAACAACGGGGCAGGUCAGCAGUGGAAGCCGGCCAUCUCUGCCAUGGCAGGUGUCAUCUGGGCAGCUGAACCAGGAGCAGAGGCAGGAGAGGCGGCCCAACAGGCUUCCAAAACAACUCCUUGAGCGCUUCACCCAACAGCUCCAGAACAAGUGCGAAGACCACCUGCCCGCCGUCUUCCAGAGGCACUUCAAAAUGGGUGAGCGGCAGGGAACACCCGAGCACUCGCCACACAGAAGGGCAGUGCCACUGAGCCCACUGGUAAGAACGAAGACGGAGCCUGCCAAUGGAUCACCACGCAGCCCCAGGUGGGAGUCGAAGGACCGAAAUGCAUCCAGAAGAAGCCAGACGCCCUCCCCGGCCAGCUACCGCAAAGCCAGGUUUAGCGUGAGUGUCUCAGCUCAGUCCCCCCCACUGCUUCCAGCCUCAGCCUUCAGGAGGUCCUGCCACACCCCACCACCCCGGCAGGCCUGCAUAGCCGCCACCUUGAGCUCCCAUUUCCUGCGGCGCUUCACCUCCCCGGAGUUCUCCAGAUUCAGCAAGGAGAUGGAGGGCAGCCGAGCGCGGAGGUGCAGCUCCGAGACCUUCCCGCUGACCUGUGCGCGCCAGGCCAACGUCGACAAUGGGGGCAGCCUGCAUUGCGAGUUCAGACCGGGUUCACCCUCGUUAUGAGAUGGCAACAGCUGGCAUGGACCCCUGCCCUUAACUCCAGUGAGUAAAACCAAUGGUCCCCACAAACUCUGUGCACUUCGGAAAGGCGCUAUAGUGACUAAAGCUGCAGCAUGCCGCAUGACUUGCAAAUGAACGAAAACGAAGAAGCCACCUGGUGACAGAAAAUGGCAUUGCAGGACACUUAGAACGCUCUUAGAAGCACAAAAAAAGGGAGCCUCGCUGCAAAACCUC